Phragmites australis (common reed) is the source of this 1799-nucleotide messenger RNA. Its product is annotated as tobamovirus multiplication protein 3-like. The transcript has 13 exons. The record is from RefSeq and is a predicted model, not a curated record. The coding region runs from base 234 to 1316 and encodes 360 amino acids. Lineage: Eukaryota; Viridiplantae; Streptophyta; Magnoliopsida; Poales; Poaceae.
CUAGAUCGUACCGUGGUCUCGGGCUUUCCAAUCCAAUAGGUGUUGCCUUUCAAGUCGUCCCCUCCAGUCAAUUCCUCCGCUUCCACCCCUGCUUCCUCCUCUGCCUCCGCUCGAGCCGCGGCCGCGCCCAAAGGCCGGACCAAACCCUAGUUCCCCGGCCUCCAGGGUCGCCGCGAGAUGCUACGCCCGCCCGCCCCCUGAUCCUCCUCCUCCGCCGCUGCCGUUUGUCCUGCAUGGGCCGCUACGGACCCUUUCCUGUCGCCGCCGGGGACGGCAGGGGAUGCCUGCCGCUGCCGAUUGUCGCGGCCCAGGCCGCUCUAGCUGUCGUCGACGGCGCCAUUGCGGCCGCCGCCUUCGUUCAGCUAACAAGAAUUCAUAGGCACAAUCAGCAACAGGGAUGGACUCGGCAAAAGAUACUCCAUUUUAUGAUUGGCCUAUCAAACAUAGUAUUCCUAGUGUAUUUCGUGUCUACCAUCAUUGCUACUUGUCAGAGAUGGAUUUGCUGGGUACAUGGAUGCGGUUUUGUUCUCAUGGCUAGUCCACAGAUAUUGCUUCUUGCUUCUUUUCUACUGCUACUGUCAUUCUGGGUUGACCUGUGUCAUCAGACAAAUGAUGAAGAUGAAGAAGAUGUAAGGAGUCACCAUGAAGCUUUACUAGACAGAACAAAAACUAAACCCGGCAUCCGUCCUGUUAAUAUCCGUCGGAGGUGUUGCCCGGGAAUACAGCUUGGAAGCCGGCAAAAAUUUGUGAUUUUGAUGCUUGUACUGUCAUUUGUUGUUAUGUUCGCCUUUGCCAUCCUCAUAUGGGUUGGUGGAGGAGAAAAUCCUAUUGAUUCGUCUCUAUUGAAAAGGGUUUAUUUGGAUGUAUUUUCAGUAGUAGUUCUUGUACUCGGCGGUGCUCUGACAUGUUAUGGUGCAUUGUUAUUCACGAAGAUGAGCAGAGUUCGUUCUGAAACUGUAUCAACUGAGAAGUGGAAGGUUGCCAGUUUAGCUGCUGUCUCCUUGAUAUGUUUCUCGUCUUCUGCUAUACUAGCACUUGUGACUAAUGUUCCAGUGCUUUUGUAUUGGUACUUGACAGAUGCAGACAUCAUCAACAAUGCUGUUAUUUUGUUUGUAUAUUACUUCAUAGGCUUGUCAGUGCCAUCGGGAUUUGUUUUAUGGAUCAUGAGAGAUAUGCCUCUUCGGCAGGCAGUAGAAAGGCCCACCGAAUCGAGAGUGGUUACUUUGCUCAGAGAAAGUCCAUCAACUACACAUGAUCCACAGUGGAGGACAGCUGUUACAUCCUCAAACAAGGCCCUCAAGUCGAGCCCAAUUUAACCCGAAGACAAACCAUCGCUGUUGAAACUUUUAGUCUGCUUAAUGUGCUGGAACUAUCACCAACGCAUCAGUGGCAUACUGGCAUCUACUGGCAUUGUGACAACAAGUGGCCACAAGAUGGGUCUGUAAUUCCUGCUUCAAGGCGACUUCAUUAAUGGAAAUAGUGGAAUUACCUGUGACUGUAGCAUGGUUCUCAACCUUUCAUCGAAGGGGUGCACACUAUUGAGUCUAUACAUGAGAAUUUAGGUUGGGGUAAGGUUCGAAGAGUUAACAAAUGUAAAUAGCCUUAGAAAUGAGAGUUUUCAUGGUUUGGCUGUUAGUUUCCCCUUUGAGAUUUCCCGUGCCCUACCUGUAUCUCAAUUUAGUUUCUGCAAGUAGCAAGAAAAUGCUCUAAAGAUCUCAAUUACUUGCUAACACUAUCGACCACUGGGAAAUUGUAACAUAAGCUGACUGGCUGGCAAAAUGGCAAUACCUACUUAAGCU